ACAGUGGAUUCGGAUCGUCACAGUACAACACGUGAGAUCGCAGAGAAGCUCCAUGUAUCACAUACAUGCAUUGAAAAUCACUUAAAACAGCUUGGCUAUGUUCAAAAACUUGAUACAUGGAAACGUAACGAAAAUGAUCCAUUUUUAAAACGACUGAUAACUGGCGAUGAAAAAUGGGUUGCUUACAACAAUUUCAAACGGAAAAGAGCGUGGAAUGGUGAAAAUUUCAAUAAUGAUGAUGAUGUCAAAUCGCACCUGAUUCAGUUUUUUGCUAAUAAAAACCAGAAGUUUUAUGAACGUGGGAUUAUGAUGCUGCCUGAAAGAUGGCAAAAGGUCAUUGAUAAAAAUGGGCAAUACAUUACAGAAUAA
Cooperia oncophora is the source of this 369-nucleotide messenger RNA. The record is from the annotation of a GenBank genome assembly. NCBI's taxonomy places the organism in Eukaryota, Metazoa, Nematoda, Chromadorea, Rhabditida, Trichostrongylidae.